AUUGGCACCACGGGAAGGAAAAUAAAUGAAUAACAAAGAUAGUUUUGCUUUUAUUAUUCAAGCAAAAUCUACCUUCACUCGGGAUUUUAUGAUGCAAUUGGAGAUAUCGUUCGAUAUACAUGUACACUUUGAAUGAACACAAAAAGUGAAUGUAUAUUUGUUCUGCUUGAGGACGGUAGAUAAUUGGAUUCUACGUCAAAAUAAUUGAGUUUACAGGUUAUUGAUAUUUUGCUAUUGGACACCAACAAAACUACAGGAGAAAAAAUGGCGACUCUUGCCUUUCGUUAUGGUAUGGGGAUCAUACUGGCCGUAGUCGGUGCCCUAUCGGUCAUCUUAAACGGCCUCCUUUUCUUCGUGUGUUUGAAGAGAAACCGUCUUAGAACACCUCCACGGUAUUUCCUCAUUUCUCUGGCUGUGGUGGAUAUCGUUGCAGUGUUUGGGUGGUUGUCUCUAACCAUCGUUUCUUUAUUUAACGACGGAUGGAUUUUACCAUCCGAGGUCUGUAAACUCCAGGAGUACACCGUGUCUUUGUGUUUGUACAUCAACUCUCACUCCUUCCUGCUACUGGCUUUCGAGAGAUGCCUCUUAUUUGUUCGGCCUUCCAAACACCGUGAAAUCUUCAUAAACACCGUGGUUCUUAUCGUCAUAUUAGCUCUGUGGGCAUUCGAUGGAACUCUUUCCGCAUUUCCUUAUUUUGGAUGGGGAACAGUGAGUUAUUUUUCCAAUCAAUUUCAAUGCGCCAUGGAUUAUGAGAAAAACAUACGGGAAAUGAAUUUUGUUACCGUUAUGUGUUUUGGGAUCCCUAUUACUAUAUGUUUAGGACUUUAUUUGUUCAUUUUUAUAACAAUUCGGAAAAUCAAGAAGCGAGAGGAUGAUGAUGGAGCGCUUAUCGUAGAGCGGAACCGGAAAGCCAUAGGUGAUUCCUACUCACAAAGACUAAAGAACCAGCAGCACAAAUUCCAAAACGCUGGCACCAAAGCCAUCAAACCGAACAUAGGGAAGAAAUUCACGUACACAGAGGAUGGAUACAUAAGUAAUGACUCGUCAGAUGACGAAAACACCCAAAAAAGUGUCAACAAAGAUGCUCAGAAGCAAACCGUUCAACAGAAGAAGGUGUAUCAUAUGGCCAAAAAUGACGCAUUGCUCACAAAGACAUACGUCAUCAUGACGUUUUUAGUGUUUCUGCUGUGGCUUCCUUACUUGGUUGUUACUUAUAUUUUUGUGAAGGACAGGUAUGCCAACAUCAGUGACGAAGUAAUGUUUAUGCUUGUCUUUUUAUGCCAGUGUUCUACACUUGUAAAGCCUGUGGUGUAUGUCACAUAUAACGGCUACUUUAGGAAACAUGUGAUCAAAUUAUUACGAGGUAAAAGAGUCAAACAAACUGAUACUGAAAGUGAUGGACAGACAGACCCACGAGGUUAUGAUAAUUUGGCAGUGGAGCAAUGAAAGUAACAAUGACGUGUUUCGUACGUUCAAAUACACGCAUCGAAAUUUCGGCGCUUUGAAAAUUCCAAAUUAUAUUUAUCAUUUUCUACAUGUAUAUAGAUCUACGAUCUGCAUAUAUGACAUUCUUAACAGCGGUGUACAUAGUGUUUAAGUCAAGUCUUGAAUUUGUUUAACAUAAGACCAAAGAUCUAAUUUCCAUUUCAUUAUAAACCUCAGUCGUAUAACACCCCAUUCCAUUGGUGGUAGAUUAUAAUCAUUACUCACGAAGAGAAGGCUCGAGUUAACUUUAUCUAAUCUAGUGUCUGUCUAUGAAGAACCACUGACACGAUAUGAAAGGGAUUCAGGCAGUGCAAAUGAAGGAGUAUGUCCCAUUUCAAGGGAGAAUAAUGAGGGAAUAGUGAUAAUGGGGUGGGACAUUCAAAAAAAAUAUCAAUCAAAAAUCUUUUCGGGGGCUAUUCGUCCCAUAAGCCCAAUCUUGCAUGCGUCUUCAAAGUUUCAAAGUAUGACCCCUUGGGCAAAAGAGGGACCACAACAAGUGUUCCAGAUUUUACAUAGGAUAACAUACACUGCAUAGGGAUGUCCCUUUAAAAUAUUUACAGUUUGACAUUUAUAGUAUUCAAGCAUCUAUAUGUAGCACAUUUGCUGAUUUCUACUAAUUGCAAGGUGGUUCAGGUGAGCCGUGUGGCCCGGGACCUGUUGCUAUAAGUUGCUUUUAAUUCCAUAAUUUUUAAAAUUUUGAAGGUGUUGAUUGUAGUUUUGCUUUAAUUACUUUCUGGGGUAAUACCCGGGGUUGUUCAAUAUACGUUCCGUGUAUGUUGAUACUAACGCUUGCAAUAUAUACAUGUAUAUGACCUGUAUGACUAAUUCACCGGGACGGAUCUGAUUCACGCAAAAGAAUUACGCUACGUAAGUUAUAUAAUGUGCUUUGUAUAAAUCUCUCAUCCAGAUUCUAGUAUCAGGUUGAGGAAUAUGAUGUGUCGUAUUCAUGAAUAGUUCGAUUAAACAUACAGUUUUAAUUUU
Messenger RNA from Ostrea edulis (European flat oyster), 2466 nucleotides. Its product is annotated as rhodopsin, GQ-coupled-like. Lineage: Eukaryota; Metazoa; Mollusca; Bivalvia; Ostreida; Ostreidae. Gene Ontology annotation, biological process: G protein-coupled receptor signaling pathway. Gene Ontology annotation, cellular component: membrane. The transcript has a single exon. Gene Ontology annotation, molecular function: G protein-coupled receptor activity. The coding region runs from base 265 to 1446 and encodes 393 amino acids. The record is from RefSeq and is a predicted model, not a curated record.